Molecule: messenger RNA, 2205 nt
Organism: Neoarthrinium moseri
Lineage: Eukaryota; Fungi; Ascomycota; Sordariomycetes; Amphisphaeriales; Apiosporaceae
Exons: 11
Coding region: 1-2205 (734 amino acids)
Biological process (GO): transmembrane transport
Molecular function (GO): oligopeptide transmembrane transporter activity
Source: RefSeq, a predicted model, not a curated record
AUGGCCUCCAUGCGGGAUGAGAAAAUCGAGCCGACAGUGGCGUUGCAAUUACCGUCGGACGGCAAGGGAGGGCCGACAGAGGAGAUCAAGGAGAAGGAUCAGUCCAGUCAAAGCUGGGCUGACUCUGAUUCAAGCCAUGACCCCUCACUGGAUGAACCUCAAUAUGACUUCACGUCCGAAGAAUUUGCCAACAUACCUGAACUUGUCCGCACGGUGGUGGGGUUCGAGGAUGACCCGACUUUGCCUGUCAUUACUUUCCGAUCAGUGCUUCUGUCGUCGCUAUUCUGUAUACUAGGGAGUUGCGUCUCCCAGAUAUCAUACUUUCGGACUACUUACGCACCGUUUCCAGUCUUCUUCGUCAUCUUGACGUCUGCGCCAUUAGGAAGGCUUCUCGCGCGUAUUCUGCCGGAUUAUACAGUCCCAUUAGGGAGGUUCUCUUUCUCUCUGAAUCCAGGGCCAUUCUCCGUCAAGGAACAUGCCAUCAUAGGCAUUGCUGCCAAUGCUGGAAGCCAAGGACAAUGGGCCAUUCGCAAAAUUCUCAUUGACGAUCCCGAGUUCAUCUUUCCCCUCUCGAUGCAGCAGGUCACAUUGUACCGAAGCAUGCAAGGCAAGUCCGAGUUACACCAAGGUAGAGCCAAGCAGCAAAUGAAGGUGUUUUGGUUGAUUUUGUUUGGAACGUUUGUUUGGCAGUUCCUUCCCGAGUAUUUGUUCCCGCUCACGGCCUCACUGGCACCACUAUGUUGGUUUGCUAGUCAAAACCAUACAGUAAACUUUCUAGGGGCUGGACGCGGCGGUAUCGGUCUGCUUAACAUUACUCUGAAUUGGUCCAAUAUUACGUCAACGAUUAUCACGUAUCCUUACAGCGUUCAGGUCACUAUUUUCGUUGCUUUCGUCAUAACAACGUGGAUAUUGAUUCCAGUUGCGUACUUCGGGAAUCUUUGGGGCUCUCCAACCUAUAAUAUCAUGUCAAACGGGGUAUUUCAGAAAAAUGGGUCAUCAUACCCAUUCAACUCACUCAUAUAUACCGAUGCCAGUGGUGUACAACAUUUUAAUGAGACCAAGUAUGAGCAGGUUGGGCUUGCUUACUCUGGAGCUCAGUAUACUUGGGAAAUCUUUAUGUGGUACGCAUCUUAUAUCUCGUCUUUCGUCUGGUGUGGUCUCUUUCUGGGUCCGAAAAUCUGGAAGAUAUGGAAAGCAAGGAAACAGGAGGGCCACUAUCACCAAGACCGCUUAAGCAAAAUAAUCCAACAAUAUCCUGGAAUGACUAAAUGGGAGUGGGUCGCACUGACGAUCAUUCCAAUUGGAAUUCUGCUGGCCAUUGUGGCAGCUGGUUCCGUUUGGAUGCCGACCUGGACGUACUUCGUAGCCCUUGGCUUUGGAGGAGCAGCUAUGUUACCAAUGAGCCUCGUAUAUGCCAUGUCGGGAUUCUCAAUCAAGGUCGGCUUUUUCAAUGAGCUGAUAUACGGGUAUAUGAUUGAGGCCCCAGGUUCUUCACGCCACCCUCUCGGACAACUCGCUUACCGUAUUAUUUCCGGAAAUGUGUGGUAUGAUGCUCGUACGGUCUUGGAAGAUCAGAAAAUCGGCCAUUAUUUGCAUCUACCCCCUCGACAGGUUAUAGGUGUACAGAUUCUCGCCAAUAUGGUUGCACUUCCAGUAAACUACGGCGUUAUGCGAUGGGUGCUUGCCACAAAGUUUGACUAUGUCAGCGGGAAAGUCGCAGAUCCCUUGGGUCAGUGGACAGGCCAAGACUUCAAGAGUUACAACACCGCCGGUAUUCAGUAUGCUCUGGUCGGACCCAAAAAGCUAUUUGCGUCAUCAUUCUUCAGUCCAGUCCUCUACGGCUUCUUGGCUGGGGCCCUUGCACCUGUAAUCAUUUGGCUAUUGCACAAGAAAUUCCCUCGCGCUCGUUUCGACUUGUGGAACACGACCAUCUUUUUUGCCAGUGCAGCAGUCUUCUAUGGCAAUCUGAGUACUGGCCCAUUCACCACUAUACUUCUCGGAACAUUCACGAACUUCUUUCUGUACCGCUAUCGCCGUCAGUUUUGGAACAAGUGGGCUUACAUCAGUGGAGCAGCACUUGAUACGGGCUUCAACGCGAACUUAUUGUUUAUAUUCGUGUUUCUUGGUUCGACCGGUGCGGUGAUAGUAAAGUGGUGGGGUAAUGACGCGGUAAAUGUUGAGAAGUGCUAUGCUCUAGCAAAGUGA